CAGAUGCGGAUAUUUCUUGGCAAUUUGACGCCCACUGCUCUGCGGUAUACUUGAGAAAGUCGGUGCUUUCAUCGCCUACAAGAAUUAUACACAACUGCAUUACUGUCACUUGCUGAAGUCCGGCACAUCUUUCGACUGAGGCAAGAGCGUCAACGCACUAAGACGAUUGAUCAUACCGUCAGGCCGCUGACAGCAACACCAUGGCGCAGAACGUUAAAUCCGGUGACCAGAAGUUCAGCCUGGCUAGGAACGACCUUAAGAUGGCGCAUAUCUACGAUGUCGGCAGUAAAGACAUUCAAACCGUGAUGGGGCGAUAUGUUGCCAUAGAGAAAAUGAAAAUUGCUUUGGGUGACCGCGUUAUCGAUUUCGGCUGCGGACCUGGUAAUCUCGAUUUCGACAUCGCGGACAUUGUAGGGGAGGAGGGGUAUGUCUUUGGCUUUGAUCCGCUCCCGGAUUGCAUUGACGUUGCACGCCGGAAGGUCACAGAAAAGUACGUGAAGAUUGUGAGGUUCGAGCUGGGAAAGGCCGAGGAUGUUCCGAAAUCCGCUGGCACUAAUUACGACCAUGCUGUAAUGAGUUGCAUGAUCCAUUGGACGCGGCGGGAUGAAGCGCUCGAUCAAGGUUUUAUGGUGCUGGGGAAAGGGGGAUGCGUCGGCAUUUCAGCGUUACCUGGAGACGUUGUCAACCCGUGGCGAGAGAUCAAGAAGAGAGUGUUGUCACAGAGGUCUUAUUGGCAGCUUGACUCUGAACAGGGUUUGCCACACCAUCCCACAGAGAUUGAACUCAAAAGCGACCUUGCCAAGGUUGGGUUUAUCGAUAUACAGAGCGAGGUGAAAACCCACCACUUGGCGUGGGCAGAUGCGGAAGCUCUCAUGCAGUGGCUUGAGGCGAGUACGUUUGAUAAUUUUAUUCCUAGGGGCCCUAAGAACACACCAGAGAAUGGGUUGGCGGAAAUUGAGGCACUACGACAGGUUGCGCGGGAGGCAAUGAAGGGAGUGUUCGAAAAAGAGUACAGGGUGGACAAGACAGAUGAGAACGACAAAAGAAUUGCAAUGGACAUGAAGGUUUUGUACGUCUGGGGCUAUAAAGGAUGAGCACUUUUCCUAUCAUCAUAGGUCAAUUUUGCGCCUUGAAAUGGUCAUAAAAAUACGAUCAAUUUCUCUAUCCUGA
Molecule: messenger RNA, 1170 nt
Organism: Hyaloscypha bicolor E
Lineage: Eukaryota; Fungi; Ascomycota; Leotiomycetes; Helotiales; Hyaloscyphaceae
Product: S-adenosyl-L-methionine-dependent methyltransferase
Exons: 1
Coding region: 201-1094 (297 amino acids)
Source: RefSeq, a predicted model, not a curated record